GACCGAUUAUACUUAAAGCUGAGCGUUCACCGAUGAACAACAAGCAUGGCUUUAUACAGGAAAGUGGCUCUGGUAACCGGUGGUGCGCAAGGAAUCGGACGGGCAGUGGCCGAAGCCCUACUAAAGAAUGAAUCAAAGGUUGCGCUUGUUGAUCGCAACACAAAAGUUGGAGAAGACUGCAAGAAAGUAUUAGAUCAAGAAUUCGGAGAAGGGAAUUGUAUUUUCAUACAAUGUGACGUGGCUGACAGAGGGAAACUAAAAGAUGCUUUUGAGACCACAGUCGAGAAGUUUGGAAAACUGGAUAUCGUCAUUAACAAUGCUGGAAUCAACAACGAAAAAAACUGGGAAAAGACUAUUGAAGUUAACUUGACAUCUCUCAUAAAAGGUACAUACUUGGCACUGGAGCACAUGAGCAAAGAGUAUGGGAAGGAUGGGGGUGUCAUCAUUAAUGUCUCAUCUAUGGCAGCUUUCCUCCAUUCUCCACACCAGCCAGUAUACACAGCCACCAAGCACGGGGUGAUUGGAUUCUCCAGAGCCAUGGCUGAUGCGGCUGAAGAAGGGGACUAUGGUGUGAGGAUCAACGUGUUGUGUCCUGCCUUUGUGGACACGCCCCUCCUCCAGUCCAUCGAGCAAGAAGACAACAUGGGGAAAUUUAUCAAAUACAAGGACGUCUUCAAGGAGAAGAUACACAAGUAUGGAGUAUUACAGCCGUCUCAGAUCGCAGAAGGAAUGCUGAAGCUCAUCACGGACAGCGGGCUGAAUGGGGCAGUCAUGAAGAUCACUUGCUCCAAAGGGAUUCACUUUCACACCUAUGAACCCCUGUCUGCCUGAACCCACUGCCACCGCCAAACCAGUCAUGAAGA
Conger conger (European conger) is the source of this 863-nucleotide messenger RNA. RefSeq names its product 15-hydroxyprostaglandin dehydrogenase (gene hpgd). Gene Ontology annotation, molecular function: oxidoreductase activity, acting on the CH-OH group of donors, NAD or NADP as acceptor. The transcript is spliced from 7 exons. NCBI's taxonomy places the organism in Eukaryota, Metazoa, Chordata, Actinopteri, Anguilliformes, Congridae. The record is from RefSeq and is a predicted model, not a curated record. The coding region runs from base 46 to 831 and encodes 261 amino acids. Gene Ontology annotation, cellular component: cytoplasm.